AACUGAACUGCUAACAUGUCUGGAAGAGGAAAGGGAGGUAAAGGACUUGGUAAAGGAGGUGCUAAGCGACACCGUAAAGUCCUCCGUGAUAACAUCCAGGGAAUCACCAAGCCCGCUAUCCGCCGUCUGGCUCGUCGUGGUGGAGUCAAACGUAUCUCUGGUCUCAUCUACGAGGAGACUCGUGGUGUGUUGAAGGUGUUCCUGGAGAAUGUUAUCCGUGAUGCCGUCACCUACACCGAGCAUGCCAAGAGGAAGACCGUCACCGCCAUGGAUGUGGUUUACGCUCUGAAGAGACAGGGACGCACUCUGUACGGCUUCGGAGGUUAAACCUGAUCCUGACCCACUCACACUGAAACCCAAAGGCUCUUUUAAGAGCCACACACUUCAUCUCAGAAGUCGUUCCUUACCAAAUAGAAUCAAUUGUAAUCGGAACUUUAGUCUACCGUCUGAUAAACCCAAUUAGGAGCGAUGUCUGUUGCAAAUGCACUUGCAUAACCAAAAUUACAUGUCAUGUUUUUAUCUCCCCUAGCUUAUAACUGAUGUAUCUAACCAUUAAUUGUGAUAAUGAAUUUGCUUCAUCUAGCAGUCUA
Messenger RNA from Labrus bergylta (ballan wrasse), 590 nucleotides. Its product is annotated as histone H4. Gene Ontology annotation, cellular component: nucleosome. Gene Ontology annotation, biological process: nucleosome assembly. NCBI's taxonomy places the organism in Eukaryota, Metazoa, Chordata, Actinopteri, Labriformes, Labridae. The record is from RefSeq and is a predicted model, not a curated record. Gene Ontology annotation, molecular function: structural constituent of chromatin; DNA binding; protein heterodimerization activity.